GAGAGAGAGAGGUAGAGAGCGAGAGAGACAGAGAGAGAGAGUGUGUGUGUGUGUGAGAGAGAGAAAGAGAGAGUCAAAGAGAGAGCGAGAGAAGAUGAGGCGACUCCUCCAGGACUCUCCUCUGUGUUGCGUGGUGAAACUCUGGUCUCAGUCCGGCCUGGAGUUCUCUCUUCUCUAAGACCUUCCUGCUCCUCUCAGCUGGUUUCCUCUUCAUGAAGACCACUGACAUCGGUGAUGUGAUGAAUAAAUUUGAAGUCCUUGGCAUUGUAGGUGAAGGAGCCUAUGGAGUGGUUCUGAAGUGCAGGCACAAGGAGACCAAUGAGCUGGUGGCCAUAAAGAAGUUCAAAGACAGCGAGGAGAAUGAGGAGGUUAAAGAGACGACGCUGAGGGAGCUGAAGAUGCUGCGGACGCUGAAACAGGAGAACAUCGUGGAACUCAAAGAGGCUUUCAGGAGGAGAGGGAAACUCUACCUGGUCUUUGAAUAUGUGGAGAGGAACAUGCUGGAGUUGCUGGAGGAACUGCCUAACGGAGCACCACCUGACAAAGCCCGGAACUACAUCUACCAGCUGAUCAAAGCCAUCCACUGGUGCCAUAAGAAUGAGAUCGUACACAGAGACAUCAAGCCUGAAAACCUCCUCAUCAGCUCUGAGGAUGUUCUCAAACUCUGUGAUUUUGGCUUUGCCCGCAACCUGUCAGAGGGAAGUGAUGCCAACUACACUGAGUAUGUAGCCACUAGGUGGUACCGCUCUCCUGAGCUACUGCUGGGGGCCCCCUAUGGUAAAGCUGUAGACAUGUGGUCAGUGGGUUGUAUCCUGGGGGAGCUGUGUGAUGGCCAGCCUCUGUUCCCAGGGGAGAGUGAGAUAGAUCAACUCUUUACCAUCCAGAAGGUCCUGGGUCCUCUACCUGCUGAACAGAUGAAGCUCUUCUACAACAACCCUCGCUUCCAUGGACUACGGUUCCCCUCAGUGAAUCACCCUACAACCCUGGAGCGGAGGUACCUGGCCAUCCUGAGUGGCCUCAUGCUGGAUCUGAUGAAGAACCUGUUGUUGCUGGUCCCUUCUGACCGUUACCUGACAGAACAGAGUCUGAACCACCCAGCCUUCCAGCCCCUCCGCCUCCUGGAGCAGCCCGCCCCAGCACCACCCUCCCCUAACCCCCCACGCUCCUCCAAGAGGAAGCCCCACAGCCACAUGGACAACACUGUGCCCACCAGAAGCCACGGCAGUAAGAGCUCGGGUCACCGUCACUCUAACAGUAAGGAAUGUUCCAGCCUACCUCGCCAUGGCGACCUUCACCUAGGCAACGACAGCUUCCUAAACGGCAACAAGCCUGUGUCGUCCAGCCUGAGCCCCACCCUCCACCCCAAGGCUUACAUGACCCAGACCCUCAACCGCUCCAUCACCUGUAGUAAGGACUUGGUCAACAACAACAUGCCACACCUGCUCAGCCCCAAGGACACCAAGGGCACGACACAGUUUGACUUCAACCUGGUUGGUGUUGGGCCCCCAGGGGCCAAGGCUCCUGACCAGCAGGGCCCUGGAGCCAUGUACAUGAAGUCCACCUCCCGCUCUCAGCAGCAGCAACAGCAAGGGCAGGGACGACACUCUUCCUUUCUGGAGGGCAAGACCAAUACCAUGGAGAAACAACAUGGCCGCCAUGGUGGACACAACAUAGACUCCACCCACAGCUCCUCCAAGAGUUCCAGUUCCUACCUGAGCCUGUCCAAGAGCCACAGCGCCUUGAGCAACAAUGCCAAGUCUGUGGGUGGUAACCUUGGAGAUGGGGUGAGGGGCGUGCACCCCGACGACCCUACGGCAACCCCUGGAAUCUCCGCCCGCUUCUUCCCUGCCAGCUGUCUGGACCUGAACCUCAAUGCCCCCCCUGGAAGUCCCCAGGUCCCCCGCCACAGCGAACGCCACUCUUCUGGCCACGCCCCCCCUGGAAGUCCCCAGGCCCCCCGCCACAGCGAACGCCACUCUUCUGGCCACGCCCCCUGGAAGUCCCCAGGCCCCCGCCACAGCGAACGCCACUCUUCUGGCCACGCCCCCCCUGGAAGUCCCCAGGUCCCCCGCCACAGCGAACGCCACACUUCUGGACACACAUCCAGCCACACCGGCCACUCCUCUGGCCACAGCCCCUCGUCCCGCGGCAACAACCCCCGUCUGGAGAGCUCCACCCUGGACUCAUCCUGCCGACGCGCCUCCUCUUCCAGACACAAAGCUCCAGAGGAGGCCUUGGCCCCGGGCCCGGAGCUUCUUGACCCAGGAGGAGAAGGGGAUUGUGGGGGGAACCACGGAGCUCACACCCUGGCCUCCCCCCAUGAGUCCUACCCCUACGGCCUGGGCUACACCAGUCCCUUCUCUUCCCAGCAGAGGCCUCACCGCCACUCCAUGUACGUGAGGAGGAGUGAGCGCCACAGGUCCCACGGAGGUGGGGGUGGAGGGGGUAGUGAGGGGGGCUUAAUGGUGGGUCAGGGGUUGCCCACCAGGGCUAGCAGUCUGCAGAUGCUCUCCCCCCAGCUUCAGCACCGCACCCUCACCAGACAUCCCGUAGGACACUCUGUGGGAUCGUCCAGAGAGGACUGCACUGAAGACACGACCAGGAGUGAGCCGUCUUCUAAAGAGGUGGUGACCUCUCACCCCCGACCCCAGAUUAAAGACUCCACGCGGGACAACCCAGCCUCCUUUCACUCACAACGCCCUGCUAAGAACGAGGUACCAGUGGGGAUGUACCAUGAGCCCCACCCCGAGGACCCAGUCUCCUCCAAGGAGAACCGCAUGAUCUUCAGUGACUCCAUGCCCAGACGGGUAGGAAGCUUCUACAGAGUGCCCUCUCCCAGGCCAGACAACUCCUCGUCCUUCCAUGAUGGUGGGGCUCAGAGGGAGAGCAGAGGACCGCCGGUGCCAGGGGACCCAGGUGUCAUGAACAACCACUCCAAACGCCAGACUGCCUUUGACUGGAGUACUGCAGAGGCAAUGGUGAUGAACCAACCAGAGCCGGCCAAAGAGAAGGAGAAACAGGGCUUCUUCAGAUCGAUGAAGAAGAAGAAGAAGAAACCGACCAAUACCGUUCCUGGUGAUGGCCAGGACACCCUGUUUAUCCAGAAGGGGACCAAGUCCUCGUCUUCCUCUCACCACGGCAGCCGGAGGAAGAACCGCGAACGCUCCCGGGAUAAGGAUGGUGAACGCGAGCAGAGCCGAGAUCGCGACAGAGAAAGAGAGCGAGAGAGGGAGAGAGGGAGACAGAGAGAGAGAGUCGGUGACUGGCCUCAGGAGAAACAGAACCAACCCCUGAAGUCCCUACGCAGGCUCCUGCACCUCUCCCCUUCCUCCUCUUCCAGCCAACCCCCUCCUCCUUCCGACCUGCGAUUCCAGCACCUCCCCAACCCCCCCACCUCCUCCUCUAAAGGGGGAGUGUUCAGCGACGGGAGAGGUGACGGCAGGUCCCACCACCAGGGACACCCUAGCAGCAGCAGCUCCAGCUCUGGUCAGUCUAAGAGCCACAGGAAGCAGAGUUACCCUCUCCCAGGGCAGAUACAGGGGCAGAUGGAGUCCAACUGGCACGCGGCGGCCCUCGCCAGGGCAGAGGGGGCUCAGCCGUACCCCGACCAAAUGGUCGCCAACGGGCCCACCUUUACCAGACCGUCAAGGUCACGGAUGCCAAACCUCAACGACCUGAAAGAGACAGCCCUGUGAGGAGAACAUGGAAUUAGAAUUCUACCACAUGGAAUUAGAAUUCUACCACAUGGAAUUAGAAUUCUACCACAUGGAAUUAGAAUUCUACCACAUGGAAUUAGAAUUCUACCACCCAUUGACUUAAAUGGGGAUGUCCAUUCUAGGAAAAAAUGUCUAUGGAGGAGACGUCUCUCUGCCCUCAAGGGCAGAUUAGGCACCAAAAUGGAACAAAACAGACUGAAGCAGGGAGGGACAAGAUGGACUACUGUCCGAUAAGAAACGCUUAUUUUUUUGUGGUGCGUUGCGAAGCGUUUUGUAACGUUUUCAAUUGUGUGCCCUAAUGAAUAGGACUCUGGGCUCUCACUACUGCCGCCUGCUGGCCGCCAGACGCACAUAGGACUAUAGAGUUCAGAAGGUUAUACUGUAUCUCUCUAAGUUCAGGACUAUAUGACUGAACUGGGAGGUGGACUGACUGGCUGUAAAAAUCUGACCUUUUUUGAUGCUUCAAACAUUUGAUAGAAUUUGUAUUGAUAUUAUAUUAUAUUAUUCAUGAAAUUCCUUUUAUUUGAUUUAAAUUAAAUGACUUUAUUUAACGAUACGUAGGCCUAAAUGGAGAUUUAAUAAGUAUUGUAGAAUUAAUAAUUGUGUAAUAUUGCAAGAGCUUUAAAAAUAAAUGUAAAAAAGAUUAUGAGAUUCUAACUAUAUAUAUAUAAUAAUAAUUCAAUAUUUCAUCCAAAAAUAUUUAAUUGUGGAGGUUUUUCAGAAUGUCUAUUGAUUGUUGUUACAGUACAGCCUGUUUGUUCUGUCCGUUUACUUUGUCUCUGUAUUUAUUGGAUCUGAUUUGACACAGAGUUAUGGAGAGAAAUGUACGACAGAUGGACAGAGACAAAUGAUAUAAUGUUAUAAUGUAUGAUAAAAUAAUGAGAUACCUA
Oncorhynchus nerka (sockeye salmon) is the source of this 4606-nucleotide messenger RNA. RefSeq names its product cyclin-dependent kinase-like 5. Gene Ontology annotation, cellular component: nucleus; dendrite cytoplasm. Gene Ontology annotation, biological process: positive regulation of axon extension; protein phosphorylation; regulation of dendrite development. Gene Ontology annotation, molecular function: protein kinase activity; ATP binding. The transcript is spliced from 19 exons. Bases 213 to 3695 code for a protein of 1160 amino acids. The record is from RefSeq and is a predicted model, not a curated record. NCBI's taxonomy places the organism in Eukaryota, Metazoa, Chordata, Actinopteri, Salmoniformes, Salmonidae.